CCUGUUUUUACUCCAUGGAACGAUGCCUUGCCAAAGAGUUGUCCGGCUAGUCCGGAAUUAAUGUGCGAUUCGAGCGUUUCUCUUGCUUGGAAUGGGGACGCUCGGUAAUCGCGCAGCGUCGAGAUCAGCUGCUCGCCCCGGGCCCAGUUUAGGACUCCUCAGGCUAGUCCAUUAGUCGGAGCAGCUUGCUUCCGCUUUGGCUGGAUGCCGCAGCUGUCGUGCGGCGGCUUUCGGGGCUGGGCUACGUCAUGAAACGACGGGGAGCGAUUGAGUAGGAGUUCCUCAUCAUAGGCGAGCGACCGUCGCGGCUGCGUGCUUCCCGGCGGCUCCCAGCCAUCGCAGGGAAGGCCACAUCAUGGCAACUGUCGGCGUUCUCCCCUCAUACUUCAAGUACAUCAGCGUGGCGCCCGGCGGAUCAGCACGUAGGACUCUGCGGGUGCGGGAGAAAUACAUUGUCGUGUUGGUGCUGGCCACCUUCCUGAUGGUGUGCAUCGGGGCCGUGUUUUACUUGCCUGAACUCCGCGCGUCAAACGCCUAUCGCCACAUCAAGAACGCCGGGCCGGACCUGCUGCUACCCCCUCCGCAAGCGAUCGAGGACAACGUUCCCCGUCACAACGGUAUCGCAGCCGACGAAGAAGACCCGCACCGGGCCGAGGACCGAAACAAGCUCCAGGAGAAGAUCAUUCAGGACCUCGGUCAGGGCCUACCUAUGCAGGUCGCCAGGCCCGAACCGGCCCGGCCUGCUUCGCCGUCUAAACGACCCUCGACUGUAGUAGCCCGGCCUUCGCCCGAGGAGAGCCAGGGUCUACCCGCCGUCGACGUUAAAGCGCCCCCGGUUUCGCACGUUCCCGACCCGAAGAGAGAGGCAGAGAACCGUGAGAGAAGAGAAAAAGUUCGAGAGAUGAUGAAGCAUGCAUGGGACAACUAUGAGCGCUAUGCGUGGGGUGAGAACGAGCUUCGGCCCGUGUCGAAGAAGGGUCACUCGGCGGGCAUCUUCGGCAAGACCGCCAUGGGAGCCACCAUCGUUGAUGGCAUGGACACCCUUUAUCUCAUGGGCAUGGCCGAAGAAUUCCAGCGUGCUCGAAAUUGGGUCGCAGAGAACCUCAGUCUCAAUGAUGUGAGUUCAGACAUCUCUGUCUUUGAGACCAACAUUCGCUUUAUUGGUGGCCUCCUCUCGUGCUACGCCUUGACUGGGGACGACAUGUUCAAGAACAAGGCGGAGGAAAUUGCCCGCCUGUUGCUUCCAGCCUUCAACACACCGAAAGGCAUACCUCACGCCCUCAUUAACAUCAAGACGGGCGUGAGCAAGAACUACGCUUGGGCCUCGAGUGGUGGCUCGAUCCUGGCCGAGCUGGGCACCAUGCAUCUGGAGUUCUCCUAUCUCAGCGACAUCACAGGCAACCCGGUCUUCCGCGAGAAAGUGGACAAGGUGCGGCAGGUGCUGGCCGAUCUGGACAAGCCCAAGGGCCUCUAUCCGAACUACAUCAACCCCAAGACGGGACGCUGGGGACAGCACCACAUGUCCAUGGGAGCCCUGGGUGACAGCUUCUACGAGUACCUCCUCAAGGCAUGGAUCCAGUCUGAUGGUGAAGAUGUGCAGGCCAAGCGACUACUCUUGGAUGCCGUCAAGGCCAUCGAGGCGAAGAUGCUGCUGCAGUCUAGGAGUGGGUUCCUCUACCUGGCCGAGAUCAAAUAUGAUCGAGUGGAGCCAAAGAUGGAUCAUCUGGCCUGCUUCGCAGGUGGCUUCUAUGGCCUUAUGUCCCAAACACUUGGGGAGGACCCAUCAGUAACCAAGGACCACUUUAUGGAUGUGGCAAAGAACAUCACCAACACAUGCCAUGAAUCCUACGACAGGACACCGACCAAGUUGGGCCCGGAGUCCUUCCGUUUCACAGAACAGCUGGAGGCCAAGGCCACCAAGCAGAACGAGAAGUAUUACAUUCUGCGUCCUGAAGUGAUUGAGUCUUACUUCUACCUCUGGCGGCUCACCAAGGAUCAGAAGUAUCGUGAUUGGGGCUGGGAAGCUGUUCAGGCUCUGGAGAAGCACUGUCGUGUGGACGGUGGCUACACCGGCCUGAAGAACGUCUACCAGAUAGAUGGUCCCAAGGACGACGUCCAGCAGAGCUUCUUCCUUGCGGAGACGCUCAAGUACCUCUACUUGCUCUUCUCUGACGAUUCGGUGCUCCCGCUGGACCAGUGGGUUUUGAACACCGAGGCUCAUCCGCUACCCAUCAAGAACCGGAACCCGUCUUACAGGCCGAGCAUCAGGUGAUUGGACGCGUCGACCACCCGUCGCUUCACGGUCGUUCCCUUGCGCUCCGGCAUCCAGCCUCCAAUCGGAGUGCACACGUCCACCACCGUCUGGGCCGGUCCAGCAACCAGGCAAGCAUCUAGUGAUCGAACCAUAGACUAGGACGAUGGGAACGAAAGUGGAGCCGACACGCCUCACCCUCUGCGCAAUAUUGAAGGACUAACCGCGGAUGGGUGAGUGAAAGGGAACAGGCUGAGCAGGAGAAGCGGUCGCGACUGGACAGUUCUUUCGUGGGGUGCACCCAAUCAACUCCGCGGCGAAUGCGGGUGUGUCCGCUUGGCACCCGGUUGCGAAGUGGUUGGAACGGCACCGUCGUCUUCUACUUGGGAGAGGUGCAAUGAACACUGGUUGUUGCUUCGGGGGACCUUUUUCUGUUUAUACAUUUUUUUUUCUUGAGCCUUUCUUUGACAGCGAUGUGUCUGACACAUGAACUCAUGUGCUCUCUUCAGCAUGUCGCUGCCUCACUGCCGUGGUGCUGCGACAUUCCUAGUGAUAUCUCUAGAGGUUCCCCCCUGUUUCCUUCCACGCUGUUAUUAUUUUUUUUUUUUCAAUUCAUAUUGUGACAUUCAGAGCUGUUUAGUUAAUAUAAUGCGAGACCAUAGAUUUUGUGCACAGGGUGAAAAGGUGUGAGUGUCGUUUUAUCCAUCUUUUCUUUCUUUAUUUGAAGACAAGCGUGAUGAGUCCGAUUUUUCUUUUGUUAACUAGUUUGUGCUUCAUUGCAGUUCCAAGCUCGGCAAUAAGAAAGUAUUUUAAAGAUUUGAGAGAGAGCCGGUGUUGCAGUCUCGCAGCUUUAGAUGUCAGGGGGUCGUUAUAGUGGCUUUCUUUUUUGUGCAAUAUAGCACAAGUUACGAGUGCUGUACAUAUACUUACAACCUGCUGGCCCAGGCUAUUGCUGCAACAACUCACAGCAAAUGAAAAUAAACAUCACGCGCACUCAGGAAUGCAGUGUUUGCCACUAAUCUCACGUGCUUGGCCCAUAUUUUUACUUCUUUUUGUCUCUUACGUUUGUAUUCGUUACAUUACCUGAUGUCAUUUUCACGCUGCAGCUCGCCAUAAACAGCAAAUCAAACGUUUACAUUUCUGUGCCCACUGAUUGCAGUAUUUUUUUCUCACUCACGCAUUUGUUGUUCCAGCAUCUCAAACCACGAUACGUAGUUCACCGAAUUUGUGUAGGCACCCGGGAUUUCAUUUUCUCGCACGCAACUUGAAUUUCGGAGGGGCUAGUGGAUGAGGUCUAUGCACAUUGGGUCAUUUUUUGUGAACUCUGUGUCCCCAAGUCAUCAGUGGGAUGGAGGUAAUGUUACUGAUCUUAGACAUUAGGUAGGCUUUCUACACAUAAUCAACGAAGCAUAUGUGCCAUCUAGUGUUGGGCUACAGCAAAGUGCAAAUUCCAAGACCUAAGGCAGUGGGGGCACUUGAAGCCUUGUGCCCAUCACUGAAGUGGCUUGAUCACAGUGGUUCCAUUACUGAAGUGGCUUGACCACUUCAGUGAUGGAACCACUUGAGCACUUUGAGAACGUUAUGUAGAAAGUAUUAGUUAUCUCUUUGCACCGCUUCUGCACAUUGCAAAACACUUGUCUACGUCUGUUCAGUCACGUGUGAUGGUGCAUUGUCGAUGUUGUUGUACUCUGAAAAAAAAAAAAAGUGAUGAACUUGGGAGCAGUUCUCUUUUGUACUCAUAGCGCUCUGUUGUCGAGAAUUACUCUUUCGAGACCUACUGGGCUGCAGAUUUGUUUGUUAUGGAGCUGAACUGUGUUCACGAAUUUUUUCUACAGAACUUUCUUAUCUGCGCUGUCUUUAAGUGUGCACUAAUGACUUCAGCACUCAAUUCACAAUGUUGCAGUGAUCUGUUGUGUACUCACCGAAUGCUGCAAUCGAUCCCGCUGUGAAUGCUUUGCACGAAGCAGCACUGUACUAGCCCUGGUUCACGAAACCAAGUGGCCUUGUGCCACUGACAUCACAUUCAGACGCUCACGAUAUGUCUUUGCAAGUGCAAACUUCAAUACUUUUUUCGAGUGUCUUACUGGGCACCACGAUUUCUAGAUAGAUCACGUGAAAUGCCCCUGGCGAUUUGCUCACUUAGCGCAUUGAUGACGCGUCACUGGUAGACAAAUAAUGCACUACUAGGUAGUUUGUAAGGAAUGGCAAUAGCUCACUGUUGUCACAGAAAAAUACUGUAAAGACUAGCAAUUGUUUCUCUGGGCAUAAAUGGCUAGAAUGUAACUUGUAGCCAGGCUGUAGUGUAUAAAGCUUUAUUCAUACUUCAGUAAAAAAAAAGGAAGUUUGUUCAAGAUGUUGCACCACACUGAGUAAAGAAACAGACAGAGAGAGGCAUCUAGUAUAGUGUAGCUAAGGGACAGAUUAUAACCUUGUGUAGAUAGAUCUGAAGGGCAUAGCACAUUUUAUCACUAUUGUGAUGUAACAAUUGUUUUUCAACAUGCUAGAGUUUGUUUGAUGAGCUUGGUUAUCAUUUUAUUAAAAUUUU
This is a messenger RNA of Rhipicephalus sanguineus (brown dog tick), 4796 nucleotides long. RefSeq names its product mannosyl-oligosaccharide 1,2-alpha-mannosidase IA (gene alpha-Man-Ia). The record is from RefSeq and is a predicted model, not a curated record. The coding region runs from base 356 to 2272 and encodes 638 amino acids. Gene Ontology annotation, biological process: carbohydrate metabolic process; N-glycan processing. Gene Ontology annotation, cellular component: Golgi membrane; endoplasmic reticulum. Gene Ontology annotation, molecular function: calcium ion binding; mannosyl-oligosaccharide 1,2-alpha-mannosidase activity. Lineage: Eukaryota; Metazoa; Arthropoda; Arachnida; Ixodida; Ixodidae. The transcript is spliced from 10 exons.